Molecule: messenger RNA, 2880 nt
Organism: Nezara viridula (southern green stink bug)
Lineage: Eukaryota; Metazoa; Arthropoda; Insecta; Hemiptera; Pentatomidae
Source: the annotation of a GenBank genome assembly
GAGCAGUUGGUUCAGUCAGUGCUAUGCUUCCCUCUCUAUUAUACUUAUCGAUAUUAUAUGGCGUCUCUGCCCAAAAAUAUCUGUAUCUGGGCCUCAACGAUGUUUGUAAAGAAGGGCCCAGAGUUUGGAGAUGUAAGAGCCUGGGUGACUGCCCUGCAGUACAGGAAAUGAGGCAGAAAGGUCAGAGGCCUGAUGUCUGCAGCUUUCAAGGCCCCGAACCCAUCGUCUGUUGUCCACCAUCUAUCCAACUGGAGCCAGAAACUACUACCACCAGGCGACCCACAUCUACUACUCGACAAACAACUAGACCAACCGCUUCCAAACCGCCUUACUGGUGGACUACAAAUAAAGUAACUGAGGAAGAAGGGCCCGUUUGGGGAAGUUGGACUACAAAACCGAGUGGAAAUAAACCCACCACAAAAAAACCAACAGACCGAACAGGAUCUAAAGCAGACCAAAUGUGCAAAGAAUAUGGUCAGUAUGUUUAUCGUAUUGAGGAAUCACCUAUAUUACUACCAAACCAAAAACCAGAAAUUAUUAAAAUUAAUGAGUGUAAUAUCCAAACUCUGAUAGUUGGUGGCGUCAAUGCAAUGUCUAGAGAAUUUCCUCACAUGGCUCUGAUUGGCUAUGGAGGUAAACCAAGCAUAGAAUGGUUAUGUGGAGGAAGUUUAAUUAGUCCUAAAUUUGUCCUUACUGCUGCUCAUUGCACUAAGCCAGACAACAGAAUUGGGCCAGCUACUUGGGUCCGACUUGGAGAUCUUGAUACAUCAAUUGAUCAUGAUGAUGCUGAGCCUGUAGAACUGAGGAUAAAAAGACGUAUAAAUCAUCCACAGUAUAAUAGGAAUCGUUUGUAUCAUGACAUCGCUCUUUUUGAACUGGAAAGGGAAGUAAAACUUAAUUCUUACAUUCGCCCACUCUGUCUUUACACUGGCAAGGAUCUUGAUUCAAAAUCUGCUUUAGCAUCUGGUUGGGGUCAUACAUCUUGGGGUGGCCAAGGGAGUUCGAUGCUUCAAAAAGUAAAUUUGACUAUAGUGAGCAAUGAGAAGUGCAAUAAUAAUUAUGGAAGAGGUGAAUAUAGACAGCAGAUCCCAAACGGUAUUGUUGAAGAUUUGAUGUUGUGUGCUGGAGGACAACUAGGAAAAGACACUUGUCAGGGUGAUUCUGGUGGACCAUUACAAAUAGAACACAAGGAUGUGUACUGUAUGUAUUCACAAAUUGGAGUGGUUUCUUUUGGAAAAGGUUGUGCGUUAACAUAUCCAGGUGUAUAUACACGAGUAUCAAAUUAUGUAGAAUGGAUAGAGAGUAUUGUUUGGCCAUAGUGUGUAAUUUUUGCUGGUGAUUUAGAAUUCACACUGCCCAAACUGCUCAAAAAAUGCUUUAAAAAUGAAAUAUUUUGCUAAGUCAUUAAUAUGGUUUGAAGUGUGGAUUAGAACUUAUUUGAUAGAUUUGCAUUGAUAAAUAAAUGCUUCAUCUGAGAGUAAAAAAAUUGUUUUGUUUUUUUAUUACUUUUAUAAGAAUAAUUAUAGUUGACUAACUAAAACAAAAUUAAUUUUUGUCAAUAGCAUUGGCUUUUUAAAAAUAAAAAAUUUAAAUUUAAAAUAAAUGAAAUCAAAUAUUGUUGGUACAGCUACAAAAAGUAUUACAAUAACUCAAAACUGGAUGAUCUCAUUAUUUGUACCUCAUUAGACAACUCCAUACUAUAAAUACAGUAUACAUUUUAUCUAUUUAUUUGUUAUGAAAUAGUUAGUUGAAUUAGGGAAGGUAUGUUUCCACCCUAAAGGAAUGAUAUCGUUAUCUAGGCUACCAAUAGUUUAUUGUCAUACAAAAAUAUUGUUUUGAUUUAUAAAUUUCAGUUGUCAGUUUGAAUUAUAUCUUAUUAUGUAUAAACUAACAAUUGACUUUUUUUUUCUAAUGAAAUUUAUUAAUUGUAGUUGAAAAUAGUGAUAUCAAUAAUACUCCAACUACGCAGGGUAAAUAGAAUAAUGACUAGGCACAAAUAAUAAAAAUGCACUAUUAAUAGAAUGUUUUAUAUGCUGACUGGAUUUCACUUGUAAAAAGAAUACUAAAAUGUGCCAUAAAAUAUAUAGUAAAAAUGUAAAUAGUGCCAGACAUAGCAAUUUGACACCCCUGGUCCAAGACGUCGCCUUCUCCCAAAAUUAAAUUUAUUCCUUAAGCUGUUUUAUAUGAAAUACUGUUUAAAAUGUCUUUCAUUCGAUGUGUCUCUAAUCCAUUUGAUUUAUUAUUAGACUAAAAUUAAGUAAUUUUAUACGCUUAUUAAAUUUUUUAUUUUAUUCUCAAGAAGUAGUGGGAACCCUCGGGCAUACGUCCAAGUUGUCCUGCAUAAGCACGAUGUACAGAAAAUUUUUAAAAUAUGCUAUUAAUUCCUAAGAAAUUUCUUUGAAGUUUUAUCAAAAUUGAUUUCCAAAGUUUAAUAGAAAUUUUGUACUCAAGAAUCUGAAUUCAAUUUUAUAAUAAUAUAUUUAGUCAUUUAUCUACUAUCUAACUAGCGAUUUGUGCUCUCUAGUUUUUAGACAUGGUUGCAUCUUUGUUUUAUAUAUUUGGUUUAAUCCAAUACCUUUUAAUAAGUACCAAUUUAAUGUCACAACUUCAUUAUCUACUAUAAUUAAUUUCUUUACAGGUGUUCUUUAUUGAUUAUGAUGUAAUUAAUUUUUAUUUUUAAUGUUAUAAUAUAUAUAGCUUAUUGGUUUUAGUAACUAUUUAUUAAUUAUAUCAUAAUUACUUAUUAGUUAAUAACUUAUAGUUUAGAAUAUCCUUUUUUAAAUGUAUCAUGACUUGUAUGAAAUAUGUCUUCCUACUGUCAUUGUUAUUCCUGCUGUCAUAUAUUGUAUAGUGUAUAAAUAUCUUCUUAUUAUUAUAUAU